This is a messenger RNA of Saccostrea echinata, 2114 nucleotides long. RefSeq lists its product as uncharacterized. NCBI's taxonomy places the organism in Eukaryota, Metazoa, Mollusca, Bivalvia, Ostreida, Ostreidae. The record is from RefSeq and is a predicted model, not a curated record. The transcript has 7 exons. Bases 152 to 1504 code for a protein of 450 amino acids.
AUACACACUCAAUGUUAGAUUUAGAAACCAAGGCAAGAUACGAGUAUUGAAAUCAUUUUCAUAAAUUUGUUUCAGUAUUUUAAAAGAAAAGGCUAGGCCCCAGAAAAUAGCACCGAAAAUUAUUCAGAUUCAAGAGGACCAAUUCAAAAGAAUGGAAGAAGAAAACGAGAAGCUCAAGCUGAAAAAUGUUGAAAUUCAACAGGACCGUGCUGCCAAAGAAGAGGCCAUUCACUACUAUACUGAGAAGUUGAAAGAGAAAGAGAGUGAGGUGAAACAGCUUCAAAAAUUGAAUGCUGACUUUCACAAUCAGUUACGCUCAAAGAAUGUCAUUUCACUCCAACAACAACUUGCACAUGCAAAAAGGAUUGCCGAGGAUUUACACACUCAAAAAGACGCCUUGCUCAAGGAGAAGGAGCGAUUAUUAACAAGACUCAGUGAAGUAGCCGGAUCAAAAUUAACAACCAACAACCCAGCAAUUACUGACCUAAGUGAUGAGAACAGACCAAUAAAAUUGGCAGAAAAAUUCGGUCAGAUUUAUGACGACGAAUGGACUGAUUCUUUGGAAGAAAUUAUGAAUAUUGGAUUGGAUGAGGUCCCAUCGAUUGCCUUUCUACUUCGUAUCAUUAUGAGUGCAUUUCAUCUGUGCUGCAGAUACAACUUGAUGUUUGUCGAUUUACGUGAUUGCAAGAAUUUGUUAUGGUGUGAUGAAAAUACAAAAAUGGAGUCAUUACAACGGAUAGAAUUAUCAGAGGAAGAGAAAAUAGCUUUAGAAAGUGUAACUAAACGCCUUAAACAUUCUAGGCAACCUGCUUUCAUCGUAGCAUUAAAGAAGAAAUUUUCAGUUGUUGUGCAAGGGAUGUUACUCAACAUUACGAAGAAGAGAAAUUGUGGUCAGACAUUCAAGAAAGAGAUGGAAAUGUUUAAACACCAAGAUAUGAGUGAAGAAGAAGAACACAGAGACACAAAUGAUAAUAAAGAUGGAAAAAGUCAGGAUCAGACCCAAAGUGAUUCUAAAAUUCCAUCUUCUAUAUCUGAAAAUGAACCCUUUUCAUCCAUUGAAGAAACAAAAAUGUUAUCUUCAGAAUCUGUCAUUCCAUUAAAAAUUCGCAAAACAGAUGAAAGGUUUGUAGAAUCGGCAAGGGGUGAUUUUUCUAUGCCUAUCCAUCAAAAAUAUGUUAAGGAAGGUUUUCUGCUAAACAAAGAAGAUGUUGAAAAACUGUUUUCUACACCGAUGGCAUUUGAACCACUAUCGGAUCAAAUUUUGACAAAAUUUUCUAAGACAGUACAGUUUGCCGAGCAUUGUUUGGAGCUAUGUUGGCUUAUGCAAUCAGUUCAGCCACCUGUUCACUUGGACGCUGAUAUUCCCGAAAACAGACAGCUUAAAACCGAUACAUUUAAGGAAUACACUAAGAAAGGAAAUAUAAUUGAGUAUAUAGUGUGGCCAGCAAUGUAUUUGCACAGGAAUGGACCAUUACUUUCGAAAGGAGUAGCGCAACCAAAAUGAUAUUUAAUUUCGAGGCGGCAUUAAAGUAAGCCUGGUAAUUAUCACAACAUGCAAGGAUUUAAACAGAUAAAGUAUCACCGAUAUUUGUAUUUUUAAUGGAUCUAAACUAUUUUUCAAGUGUGUUGUUGCAUAAUAUUUUAAUGUGAACAUUUUACAAGGCAUUUAUUUUUAACUAAGAUUUUAAGAUAGGUAUUCAAUACGGUAGAACAAGGACAUAGGUUUUGAGAAUCAGCAGAUACAUGUAUCUGUAAUCGAAAGUAGUAUAUGACACUGAUUGACAAAGUUUAAAAUAGCAAUAGAAAAGUGUAACUAUUUUACCAUUAUUUCUUUUUUACAUAUUUAUUCAUAAGAACUGAAUUCCUUCUGACUAUACCGACCAUAAAUAAAGUUUUUUAAAAAAGUAAAGAAAUGUAUGUUGAUUAUCGUCGUACUGUAUUCUUGCUCUUUGCAGCAUUCUGGGAAAAAGUAUGAUGUUUGGUAGAGGAUUUAUGUUUUAGAAAUAUACGAGAUAACCACGUGCUAGUAGUAUGGUAUAUUUCAUUAGUAUAAGUAUGGCAUCCUCUAUAUAUUCUAUAUGAAGUGUAUAAUUUUUUUAUUUGUAAUUUCUUAA